Molecule: messenger RNA, 4240 nt
Organism: Mauremys mutica (yellowpond turtle)
Lineage: Eukaryota; Metazoa; Chordata; Testudines; Geoemydidae
Gene: GAB2
Product: GRB2 associated binding protein 2
Exons: 10
Coding region: 305-2347 (680 amino acids)
Source: RefSeq, a predicted model, not a curated record
GGCGGUUUCCUGCUUCCCAGCUCCGAACAGCUGGCGGGGUUUGAAAGGGUGCGUGUGUCAGCCCCGCGCAGCCAGCCCAGCCUCCGACCCAGGGUCUCUGGACAAGGCGACGAGGAGCCCCCGGCGUGCAGCGAGCGAGGCUGGGGCGGAGGCGCUGGCUGCUGCCCCCCGGGCCAGGGGAGGCUCCGGCUGAGCCCGGCGGCGCGGCGCCCCGGGGGCGGCUCCGCGGAGGACGGGCUGGGCGCGUAGCGAGGCGGCAGCAGCCCGGGUGCAUGCGGCCGGCGCCGCGGCGGGGCAGCCCGGGAUGAGCGGCGGGGAAGUGGUGUGCGCCGGCUGGCUGCGCAAGUCGCCCCCGGAGAAGAAGUUGAGACGAUACGCAUGGAAGAAACGUUGGUUCAUCUUGCGCAGCGGUCGGAUGAGCGGUGACCCGGACGUCCUGGAGUACUACAAGAAUGACCACUCCAAGAAGCCUCUGCGUGUGAUCAACCUCAACUUCUGUGAGCAGGUGGAUGCAGGGCUGACCUUCAACAAGAAGGAGCUGCAGGACAGCUACGUCUUCGACAUCAAGACCAGCGACAGGACUUUCUACCUGGUGGCCGAGACGGAGGAGGACAUGAACAAGUGGGUUCGCAGUAUCUGCCAGAUCUGUGGCUUCAACCAGUCUGAGGAGAACGCAGACACUCUGAGGAACAUUCCCUUGGUGAGCCAUGGUCCCCGCUCCUCCCCAGCAGAGCUAAACAGCUCCAACCACCACCUGCUCAGAGAACGCAAGUCAUCAGCUCCUGCCCACUCCAGCCAACCUACCUUGUUCACUUUCGAUUCACCUGCCAACCACGUCCAGACCACCUUGUCUGCCAGCGCCCCACAGGACUAUCUCUUCCUGCACCAGUGUAUGAGCCGAAAAUCAGAAAAUACAAGGAGCGCCAGUUUCUCCCAAGCCACAAGGUCCUCGUUCUUCAUGAGGAGUGACACAGCCGUUCAGAAGCUCUCCCAGGGCAACGGACACUGUGUGAACGGGGUCGGCGGGCAAGUCCACGGAUUCUACAGCUUGCCGAAGCCCAGCAGGCACAAUUCGGCGCUCAGGGACAGUGCCUAUGACCUCCCGCGGAGCUUUGGCUCUUACACUCACACCAAAGCCAGCCUCACGGGCUCUGACACGGAUAGCGAGGAGGUCUAUACCUUUAAGACUCCCAACAACACCCUGUGCAAGGAGUUUGGGGAGCUCUCCACGGACUCCUAUGACAUCCCCGUCACCCCUCUCUCCGUAUACCAGAUCCCAAGGACAUUCACGCUGGACAAGAACCACAACACGCUGGCCGUGGCCUCCAGUGAUUCACCUUCUGCUCCCCCACCCCGGCCCCCUAAACCAGGGCAGAUGGAGUCACGGUGGGGCAGCCCCCAGCAGCACCCUCCGAAUGGUGAAAGCAUAGGUAUGGUCUCCGUGGCGGCUACCAUUCCCAGGAGGAACACGUUACCAGCUGUGGAGAACAGCAGACUACAUCGAGCUUCUUCUUGUGAGACUUACGAAUACCCCCAGCAUGGUGGCAGCAGCGCAGUUCAGUCAGCAGACUCUGUGAAUGAUGGGUUCAACUCAUAUCUGCAAGCCAGAGCCGCAGUGGCUCGCUCCCACAGUGCUGACUCCGAGGACAAUUAUGUCCCAAUGAACCCAGGCUCCUCGUCCCUGCUGAACAUGGAGAAAGCCAAUGACAAUUCCCAGAAUCUCUACAUCCCCAUGAGCCCUGGUCCGCACCACUUUGAUCUCCUGGGAUUGUCCUCGACGACCCUCCCAGUCCAUAAAGGAGGAGCCAUUUCCCAGUGCCACAGGCGGCUGAGCGAAAUCCAGCCCCCGCCGGUCAACCGCAACCUCAAACCCGACCGGAAAGCAAAGCCAACGCCUCUGGACCUCAGGAACAACACAGUUAUCGAUGAGCUUCCCUUCAAAUCGCCGGUCACCAAAUCUUGGUCCAGACCAACCCAGACUUUCAACUCCAGCGCCUCACAAUACUGCCGCCCAGUCUCCACCCAGAGCAUCACCAGCACUGACUCGGGAGACAGCGAGGAAAACUACGUGGCCAUGCAAAAUCCUGUUUCUGCUUCUCCGGUUCCUAGUGGCACCAACAGCCCAGCAGCAAAAAAGAGUUCGGGGAGUGUGGAUUAUCUAGCCCUGGACUUCCAACCAAACUCACCUGGGCCACACAGAAAGCCCUCCACAUCGUCAGUCGCCUCAGACGAGAAGGUCGAUUAUGUGCAGGUUGACAAAGAGAAGACACAAGCCCUGCAGAACACCAUGCAGGAGUGGACCGACGUCCGGCAAUCAGCAGAGCCCGUUAAGAGCAUGAAGCAGUAAUGGACGGGGCAGAUGGGGACAGCCAUCCAGACAGGCAGAUGUCCAACGGGUUUUCCCAGGCUGGGGUUCCCCUGGGUAUGCGAGCUCACUUUGGGGUUGCAUUGCUACAGUACUGUUGUUUGGGUCUUUUUUUUUAAAAGAAACUUCAUUUCAGGGGAAGACUUGGCAGAUAUUGUUUGCCAGUGACAAAGACCAACUACUUGCAGUGGCUGGGUUUGUGCUAUUACUUUAGCUGCUGGAUAUACUGUUCAGGAACUUAAAACUUAGCAAUACUGGGGUCACAAGUGCCCUGCAUGUCUUUUGCUUACAGCUGUUAUUAAAGCCACCUUGUGCUUGCUAACACUGUAGUAUCUCUCUCAGUCUUCUUCUGUACUGUACACCUGAACUGUGCCGAAUGUAUACUGGUUUGGUGGCAUCCUUUACAGGACACGGAUUCCCGCUCCAUACCGUAUGGUGGCCCUGACCUCUUCAACCUCUUCAAAAAAUGGGCAACUGCCAGUUCUAAUAUGUACUUGUUUUAUUAUCAAAUCGCUUGUCAAUAACGACUGACAUGCCUUUGUAACCUGCAGGGGGCGCUUCUCCAUCAGGCGGCAUGGCUUGUGUGCCAAUACCUGUAGCUUGCAAAGCGCCCAGACUGACCGACGGGUUGAGACAACCUUAGACCUCCAGGGCUGACCUCUCCUCCCGCCCAGCACACACAUAAUGUAUCAAACAGCAAGAGGUGCCUCUACUUUUUAAAUGGGUGUUGGUGGAAUGGGGGUGGGGGGUUCAAAGCUCCCCAAAAUGAAAGGGCUGGCAGGAUCGGCCUUGUGAAAGCAGAAUUCAAGGGCUAGAGGCUUGAACUCAAUGGGAAUCCUUUCACUGACUUCAAUAGGCUCUGGAUCCUGCCCUGAGGGCCAACUUCUACUCAGGGCGGCAGCGUUUGCAGCCUCAUUGGGAGACAAUUCUGCUGCCGUUGAAGUCAGCGGAAGCUUUGCCAUUGAUUGCAAUGGGAGCAGGAAAAGGCUCCCCUGAGUCUGAGUGGAAAGUUAGGCCCAUGUGUGACUUGUAUGGCUUCAUGAUGAGUAAGGGGAAUGGGAUGUGGGACUGUCGACAAGGAUCUGGCGAGCGUAGCUACUCUACCAAGGAAGGAGUGGAAUUGUUGAAGAGGAGGGAGAGCUAGGUGUAAUGCAGUGGAGUUGAGUGAAAGAAAUGUAGGCUACUGGUGAGCUCAUCAGCUGGAGAAUAGUCUCCCACGAGGAGUCAGGGCAGUCCCAUCACUUGAGUGCCCUAAAACUGGCUUAAAUAAAGCAGUGAGGAACGUGCUGUAGGGAACGACUGUGCACUGGGCCCUAAGAACUGACCUGUGCCGCCUUCCCCCAUCUCUAGUUGCCUCAGUCGUGUGGUUUGCACAGUGCGGUGCCUCAACAGUACAGUAGUAAUUGGUGUUGAUGAAAUUAACAAUCCUCAGCUCUAAUGAACAAUGAGCACCAAGUAUACAUAGGGCAGUGAGGUCCAGGGUCUUGACUCAUCCGGCACUUUGGGUUCAUCUUCUUCUAAGCCCUUGUCCCUCUGAGAGGAGUGAGAAGGAAGGGAGACCCUAUUGCCUGGAUAAUAAUCUGUAAACACAUGGAUAACAAUCCAUGACCCCGUAACAAUAUGGAGGAACAACAAUCAACGUGUAAUGGUCUGAUUGCCAAACAGAAUGCUAGAAACGUGCUAAGCACUGAUUUGGACAAACAGCAUUGCUGUAAGCUAAGAGUGAACAGAAGGAUAAACCAAGAGGUUAAGAUAAACACAAUGAUUAAAGAACUCAGAGUAUCUAUUCGGCCCCUACUCCCCCGUCCCAUUGGCAACAGGGAUGGAUGACAAAGGGUGAGUUUUCAAAUGGGCCUAAAUGAGUUAGGCACUACA